Molecule: messenger RNA, 1881 nt
Organism: Ananas comosus (pineapple)
Lineage: Eukaryota; Viridiplantae; Streptophyta; Magnoliopsida; Poales; Bromeliaceae
Product: pentatricopeptide repeat-containing protein At5g24830-like
Exons: 5
Coding region: 1-1881 (626 amino acids)
Molecular function (GO): protein binding
Source: RefSeq, a predicted model, not a curated record
AUGAAUAAUAUGUUCAUACAUGCAAAUAGCUCAUUGUUGAAAAUAGCUAGCAGGGAAAGCAUAACUAUUGUUGGAAGAUGUAAGUUGUAUGAUGGUGUCAUUAAUGUGUCGAGUUCAGAGGAUAGUUCUGAACUAAAUUCUCGUCCCAAAAGAUGUGAAUUGAUUAGGGGUUUAUGUGUAGAAGGGAAAGUUGGGGUUGCACUCCACCUUCUUCGUGAUUUACCUGGGAAGUGUGUGUAUCCGGACCUUUUUACUUGUAAUAUCCUUGUGAAUGGGCUUUGUAAGAAUGGCGACCUGUCGACUGCCACUUGGCUUCUUAAUCUCAUGCCAAGUUUCCGUCUGUCGCCCAAUACUGUGACAUACAAUACGCUCAUUAAUGGGUAUUGCCAUUGGAGCACCGUGGAUAGAGCUCUUUGUCUUGUGUCUUCCAUGGCAGAAAGGGGAGUUAGGCCAAAUAGAGUCACUUGUAACAUACUUGUUCAUGCCCUUUGCAAUAAGGGUUUAUUGGAUGACGCCAAGAAGCUUUUGUCUGAUAUUUUAAAUGAUCACAAAGCUACAAAUUUGAUCACUUCAACAACACUCAUUGAUGGCUAUUUUAGGGCUGGGGACAUGGCACGGGCUCUUGAACAUUGGAACGAAAUGUUGACUAGGCGCAUUUGUACUGAUCAAAUAGCUUACAACGUAAUAAUUAAUGGAUUCAGUUUGGGGCAGGACAUAAAGUACGCAUAUAGAUACAUUUCUGAGAUGUUCGAGAAAGGUUUUUUACCUGACUUAGUGACCUUUAAUACUCUUUUAUAUGGCUUGUCGAAAGAAGGGAAAAUUGAUGAGCAUGGCGACGUUCUUAAAGCAGCAGAGUUCUUAAAUAACAUGUUAAUUAACUCAUCAGUCCCUAAACCUCAAAUAUGGAAUCUUGUUAUAAAUGGCUAUGCGAGGAUUGGAGAUGAGAUGCUUGCUGAGGGGCUUUUUCCUGAUGUAGUUACGUGUAAUUUGUUGAUCACUGGUGCAUGUAGUGCCGGUUAUAUAUAUUUUGCUAGGCAAUUGCUUCGAGAAAUGCUGAAUAGGGGUUAUCAACCUGAUAUUGUCACUUUCACAGUGUUAAUUAGAGGCCUUUGCUCGAAGGGAAAAGUGUGGGAAGCCAUAGAUCUGUUUAACAAGGUGGAGAAAUCGGAAUUAGCUGUUGACCAUGUGCCAUUUCAAAUUUUCGUAACUAUAUACUCCAAGAUGGGAAAACUUUUAGAAGCAUUAGAGCUCUAUGAGGAAAUGACCAGAAAGGGUCUGUUAGGCAGCUACAGAAUGUACAAGUCAUUGUUUAAAGCGCUGAAGAAGAAUGGCUAUUACUUUGAAGCAAGUCAAGUGAUUAGGAAUCAUAAGAAGAAUGGGCCUCAGCGCGGCGCGAGCGCGGGGGGUGGGGGUUUCGUGGAGCAGGAGUCCUUCCCCGGAGAAUGGGAGGUAGAGCAGAGGUGCUUCCCUGGGGAGGGAGGUGCGGGGUUGAACGCCGGGGGGGACCUCAAGCGGGGACUGAGCGUGCAGGGGGGGAGCUCGGGUGGGGGCGAGGGCGGGGGGCGAGGUGAGGUUGAGCGGGUGGGUGGUGAGGGCGAUGCUGAGGUAGGUGGGUGGCGUUGGGGGUUGCGGGGCGGGGCUGAGCGAGGGCCUGAGAGCGGGGGAAAGGUGGGAGGGGCGCACCCGAGCAAUGGGAGUGGCACCGAAACACACGCGCUAGAGUUUGAAGGGGGGAGGGCAUCUCAGCAGACACGGCCCAGGAGCGGGAGGAGCGCAGCAUCUGGCAGAGGGAGAGCAGUCAGCGGGAAGGAGGAGCAGCCACCGAAAGAAGACAGAGGCACGCGUCCGAGAUCCGCUUUUUGUCGCGCACGCCGUCGCUAG